AUGUCUUCCUGUUUCUCGGGUCACCCGGAACGUUGGCACUUCCACGAUCCAAGGUCACAUAUUUCAGGCAGAGUGAACAGGCUCGGCCAAGUUGCCGUUCGUUUUCAUCAAACUCCGAAACGUCUUGAGCGCUGGUUCAAAAAUCAACAACGCAACCCAGUGAGCAAGAAACACGCAACCAAUACACCACAACCCUACAUUCCCCACAGCCAACAAGCGGAUCUUCCCUCGCCAAGACUAAACAUUGCGAUUCACAUUUGCGGUUCUAGAGGGGAUGUGCAACCUUUUAUUCCAAUCGCCAAACUACUUCAAGCACCCCCAUAUUGUCACCGGGUACGAAUAUGCACGCACCCAGCCUUCAAAGAUUUCGUGGAAAGCAAUGGCCUCGAGUUCUUUUCUAUUGGGGGUGAUCCAGAAGCUCUCAUGGCGUACAUGGUGAAGAACCCGGGCUUACUUCCAGGUAUGGAAAGCAUUAGGGCUGGCGAAGUGAGCAAGAGGCGGAAGGAGAUGGCAAUGAUACUCGAAGGCACAUGGCGUAGCUGCAUCGAAGCUGGAGACGGACUAGGACCUAAGGUCACUGCAGUGGAUGUGGAACAGACAGAGAGCUUAUUUAUUGCGGAUGUCAUCAUUGCCAACCCACCGUCCAUGGGCCAUAUCCACUGCGCAGAGAGGCUAGGGAUACCUCUACAUAUUGUUUUCACCAUGCCAUGGUCACCAACAAAAGCUUUCCACCAUCCACUAGCCGCGAUGGAAUACGGUGAGGCAGAUGAGUCUUCAGCAAACUACGUCAGUUUCGCUAUCAUGGAAUUGAUGACCUGGCAAGGACUAGGGGAUCUCAUCAAUAGAUUCAGAACACAUACCUUGAAACUCGAUAUCAUAAGCCCUCUUUGGGGAUUCCAGCUGCUUCGAAGGCUAAAAAUCCCCCAUUCCUAUCUCUGGUCACAAGCCCUGAUUCCUAAGCCAUCGGAUUGGCCUGAGCAUCUCAAUGUGACAGGGUUCUCAUUUCUGAAAGCUGGCUCAUCUUACUCACCACCAGACGAUCUAACUGCAUUCCUCGAAAAAGGCCCUACGCCAGUCUACAUUGGCUUUGGAUCUAUCGUUGUAGAUGACCCUUUACACCUGACAAAUCUCAUAUUCGAAGCUAUCAAGCUAGCUGGAGUGCGUGCCAUUAUCUCGAAGGGGUGGGGAGGUAUAGGCGCAGACAAGGCGCCUGAGAAUGUCUACAUGAUUGGCAAUUGCCCUCACGACUGGCUUUUCCAACACGUCUCCUGCGUGGUUCAUCAUGGAGGCGCCGGCACAACGGCAGCGGGCAUAGCACUUGGAAAACCCACUGUUAUAGUACCGUUCUUUGGAGACCAGCCAUUCUGGGGGAAAAUGGUUGCCAAAGCAGGCGCAGGUCCGAAACCUAUUCCCUAUAGACAACUCACGCCGGAAGGCUUGGCCGAGAGUAUCAAGUUUGCAUUGAGACCCGAAGUCGAUAUUGCUGUCAAGAAGAUGGCGGCUUGUAUUGCAGAGGAAGACGGAGCUUCAGAAACGGUCCAGGAUUUCGAGAGCGCACUAAGGGUAGAUGAGAUGAGGUGCCAUGUCUGUCCGGAACGGCUAGCAGUAUGGAGGGAUAAGAAAUCGGGGGCAUAUCUUAGCGGACUCGCUGCAUGUGUCCUUGCAAAGCAUAAACUGAUAGAUCCAAAUGAUCUACGACUGCUCCGCCAUAGACAGUGGUAUAUCCACGAAGGAGCAGAAGCACCAUUGAUUGGCGCCGUAGCUGCAGCUUCCAGCUUCUUUACCAACCUUGCAAUCAACACGUCAGACUUUUCCCACCGUCUGAAAAAACCAAAGUUACAGGGUAUCGAUUCCACAGGGACGACAAAUACUCAGAAAAACUGGGGACUAGACGAGGGGCACAAAGACCAAGCCAUAAGUCCCAUUUGGUUAGCUCACAUGGCCAGUAUGAUGGCAACCAAAUCCCUGAAAGAUAACUGGCAAGAUGACUUUGACAAAAUGCCAGACGCACAAGAAAUAGCAAAAAUCCACGCUCUCCUAGCUGCCCAAGAAGCCGAGCAUGGACGCGCCUACCAAAUAACCAGCGCAACUCUCCACUACGCAGGAGACGUAACCAAGACGUACCUAAAAGCCCCCGUGGCUCUCUUCUACAACGUAGCCAACGGCUUCCGCAACUACCCCUCACACUCCAUAGCCAACGAGCGGCACCGACGCCGCGACGAAAUCGUCGGUCUAAGCAGCGGUCUAGCCGUUGCAGGCAAAGAAUUCCGAUUAGGUCUCUACGACGCAUUCACCGGCCUAGUAAAACACCCCUACCUCGGCACCAAACUCGAGGGUCCCCUGGGCUUGCCCAAAGGAAUCGGUAGGGGAAUCGGAGGUUUCGCAUGCCACGCUUCAGCCGCUAUUUGGGGCUUACCCGGCUACACCCUCAAAGGAAUUGAAUGCGCACUAUCCAAACACAGAGUCACCCCGCUUCAGACGGAGUUAUAUCUUAUUCGGCUAAGGCAGGGUGCGCGGGAUUUGGAGCUGGCGUCGGAUGAGGAGCGGGGGAAUGUGGUGGCGAGGUGGAAGGGUAUGCAGCGCCGGGCAUCGAGUGGUUUGGUGUGA
Molecule: messenger RNA, 2607 nt
Organism: Bipolaris zeicola 26-R-13
Lineage: Eukaryota; Fungi; Ascomycota; Dothideomycetes; Pleosporales; Pleosporaceae
Product: glycosyltransferase family 1 protein
Exons: 10
Coding region: 1-2607 (868 amino acids)
Biological process (GO): carbohydrate metabolic process
Molecular function (GO): hexosyltransferase activity; UDP-glycosyltransferase activity
Source: RefSeq, a predicted model, not a curated record